CUCGACGUGAAUAGAUCGCGCAACCUUUCAAUGGAGCGAGACACUGCGCGCCAAAGUACAAUACAAUCAAGAAACGAUUGUAAAAAUAAAGAGGGGAAUAAAGCUUCACGCUUUUUACGCGCUGGAUGUUGGAGUUGAAUGGAAGACCCAGAGGAAGAAGAUCACCCCCGAGCGGAUUUAUAUUCAACUUCUACCAUGCCUUGAACUUGGUUACUUUUACGCGAUUUAUGUUGGACAAAAGUCGCCAAGGUUGACUUAAUACUGAUGGACUUGAUGAGUGCACUGCCAACUUCUUGAUCCAGGGAAACAUUUGGCGAAUGAUGUAAAGGAAGCAAGUGAUUUACAAUAGGACAACGGAUUGGCAAGAUGUGCCGUUAAAACGCUCCUGAUAAAACGCCUUCAUUCACUCAUCGGAUCUUAAGGGGAAUAGCACAAGGGACAUUGCUCUCAGAUUCAAACCAUGUUGUAAGCUGUCAAAUAAUUUACCUCAAAUAAUGAUUUUAACAGUACAAAUCUCCGCGCAGAAUCCUCGUCGCUUUCCAAAAAUGCCCUGCAUAAAGCAUCAACCAAGUUUAAUUAAAAUCCCACUUUAAUUGGUCUACAUGCAUGCACAAUGAUUUUUUUUCCUUCAUUGUGCGUUACUGCAUUAAACCAUGACUAUGACAUUAUGUCUUCUUUGUUUGUAGCAACGAUUCAAGAUGCAACAAUGUUUAGCAUUGUGAAAUAAGUGUGCACCUAUUCCAUUUUUGUGAGGGAUAUUUUUUUUAUCCUAAAGGAAACAUGUUGCAUAUCCUCCUGCUUCAAUCGGUCGUGUUACUUUCAGGAGUGUCCGACUGCCGGGUCCUGGAGGGACUGCAGAGGUACUCCAGCCUCCCCACCUACCUGCCCGUCAACUACCAGGUGCUGGGGGCCGGCUCGGCCUUCUUCCUUAAGGAGGCCAACCAGGAGUUCAUGAGGAACUCCAGCCUGCUGUCUCGGACGGAGCCUUUCUUCAUCUACCAGGCCCGCAGCCUGCCCUCCAUCAACGCCAGCUACGGGCCCCUCUCCGUGGAGCAGUCUGUGCCACUGGACCUCCUGCAAAGCCCCGGGACCUUCCCCACCUCCCCCCUGUUCACCUUCAACUGGAAGGUGCAGACGUUCAUCCUGAACACCAGGGUCCACCUGGCCAAGCCCCGGGUGCAGGUGCUGUUCUACAUCGCCGGCCGCGACUGGGACGACUACAGCACCAUCGACAAGCUGCCCUGCGUGCACAUGUUCGCCUUCCACGAGACCCAGGAGGUUCGCGGCAGCUGCCAGCUGAGGGGCGAGCUGGGGCUGUGCACGGCCGAGCUGGAGCCCCUGGCCGGCUGGUUCAGUCCGCCCAGCAUUGUGCCCGGGCGUCAGCGGAGUGCCACCGAGGCGUCGGACGGCACGGCGGUGGAGCUCUACUACGUGCUGCAGUCCACGGAGAAGGCAGAGUGCCACUCGGAGGAGUCGCGCAAGGACGGCUUCAUCCGCUCCAGCCAGGAGGGGCUGUUCAGCUCGUACACCUCCACCCCGCUGCGGAGGAUCGGCAGUGUGAGGCUGUACCAGAACCCCAGCCCCCCACCCCUGGUGGAGCACAGGCUGGACGGGAACUUUGUGGUGCUGGUGCCGGCCGCCCCCAUGAAGCCCCGGGACUCGGUGUCGGCCUUUGUGUGCGUCUCUGCCUACUCCUCCGUGCAAAUGUUCACUCUCAGGGUGAAGUUGAAGGAGGGCGUAACGUUCCUGGGGGCCCGGCCCAGCAACCCGGCCCAGUGGAUGGUGAGCCAGGACGUGCGGAGCGAGGGCCACCGGGUGGUCACGCUGCGCUGCCGCCGGAAGCAGGAGUCCGUCUACGACCAGAGGUCGGAGGCGGGGGGGCAGAGGGUGCUCCAGGUGGACCUGAAGAUGGAGAGCUUCCCGGAGACGUUGGGCAGCCGCUGGAUGGCCUGGCAGGUGGAGUACCCGGGCAGUCGCUCCACCACGCAGGAGGCUGAGACGGAGGUACGGCUGGCGCUGGAGGACCUGGCCGCCAUCGUUCCACUGUCCAUGGACUCAGAGAUCCUGAACACGGCGGUCCUGACUGGGAAGACGGUGGCGGUGCCGGUGAAGGUGGUGACGGUCGGGACGGACGGCUCCGUCACCGACGUGUCCGAGGACGUCCGCUGUCGCUCCACCGAUGAGGACGUGGUCAAGGUGUCGGACAGAUGCGACUACGUGUUUGUGAACGGUAAAGAGAUGCGCGGGAAAGUGGGGAUGCUGGUAAACUUCAGCUACAGCUUCCUGAGCGCUCAGCUGGAGCUCAACGUGUGGAUCCCACGGCUGCCGCUGCAGAUGGAGGUGUCCGACACGGAGCUGAGCCAGAUCAAGAGCUGGAGGGUUCCCAUCGUGGGCAGCAGCCAGAGGUCUGCGCGGGACAGCGAGGAUGAGGACGAUGAAGACCGGCGAGGGCGGAGCUGCACGCUGCAGUACCAGCACGCCAUGGUGCGGGUGCUCACCCAGUUUGUGGCGGAGGGGCCCGACGCGCGGGGCCCAACCAGCUUCAUGCUGGGCAGCGACUGGCAGGUGGACAUCACCGAGCUGAUCCGGGACUUCCUGAAGGUCGAGCGCCCCCACGUGGCUCGCCUGCUGGACGGCAGGGUUCUCAUGGGACUGGACGUCGGGAUGACCGCCAUCCAGGUGCUGUCUCCCCUGUCAGACUCCAUCCUGGCAGAGAAGACCAUCACGGUGGUGGACGACAAAGUGACCAUCACGGAGCUGGGGGUCCAGAUGGUGACGGCUCUGUCCAUGGCCCUGCAGCUCAGUCAAGGGAGCAACAGAGCCAUCCUGGCCACCACCACCAGCCCGGAGCUUCUGCAGAGCCCAAAGCAGGAGGCAGUGAUCAGUGCCUGGCUGCAGUUCAGCGAUGGCUCCAUCGCUCCCCUGGACCUGUACAACCAGGACUUCUUCGUGCUGACCGCCACCUCCCUGGACGAGGAGGUGGUGAGCGUGCGGCAGGAUCCCUCCUGGAAGUGGCCCAUCAUCGUGGCGGAGGCGGAGGGCCAGGGUCUGCUGGUCCGCGUGGAGAUGACCGUAUGCGAGCUCUGCCAGAAGUACAAGCGCCGCAGCAUCCUGGCUGCGGGGAACUGCAACAUCCGCGUGCGCUUCGGGCCGGGUGAUCCCCGGGGCGGGGCCAGCGACUACAGCCCCGACGGGGACGAGGUGCUGGAGACCAGGGCCCGGCUGUCCCCGUCCCAGGACAGGACGAGUCUGGAGACCCACUACUACGGCAGCUCUGUCUCCGACAUCGAGGACGGGAUCCUCAAGCGGGCCACCACCACCAAGAGCGUAAUCCUGCGCCGCCCCGCCGGCGGGAAGCUGUCCAACGACGGCGGCCAGAACGGGCCCGUCGACUUCUCCGACUUCCCCGUCCAGGUGGACCUGCCGCGGGGCCGCAAUCUGGACGACGAGCCGACGCACAGAAACCGAGGCCUCACCGACCUGGAGAUCGGCAUGUACGCCCUGCUGGGGGUGUUCUGCCUGGCCAUCCUGGUGUUCCUCAUCAACUGCAUCUCGUACACCCUCAAGUACCGCCACAAGGAGCUCUCCAUCGAGGGCCAGGAGAACAUGAACCACGCCCACGACUGGGUGUGGCUGGGCAACGAGGCGGAGCUGCUGGAGAGCCAGGUCAGCCUGUCGCCGCAGCGGGACGGGCACACCUCCAUGAUUGACUGCAGCAGUGGGCUGGAGGAGGGCAGCCACCUGCUCAACGGCGGCUCAGCGCAGAAAAACGUGCAGGGCCAGGUGCACCGGGCGGCGGAGCACGGCUGCCCGGCCAAGGACAGCAAAGGGGACUCGCCCACCACCAAGCGGAAGAGGGUGAAGUUCACCACGUUCACCACCACCAUCCCUCCGGACGGCAGCUACCCCAUCGUCAGCACGCUCAGCGCGGGCCACGGCCAGGACAUUAAGUGGGUGUGUCAGGACAUGGAGCUGGGGGACUCUAAGGAGCUCCGCAAUUACAUGGAGCGGUUGAACGACAGCGCUUUGAAGGAGGUGGCAUAGUGCGAGUGGUGCCCUUGUAACAAACUCAACCGAUGCCUUUCAUAGGAAAAAUGGGUGCGGGUAGAAACUCGCCGUGUUGAGUAGAAGAUUUCAUUGUACUCAAUAGGAUAAAAAUAGCAUAAAAAAGUUACAGACACGGAUGACAAAUCACAAACUCAAAAUAUGUGUCCGUGAGUGACGGUAAAAGGGAUGCUCUGUUUUUUGUUUGUUAUUUUCCUCACUGUUUGUUAUUCCUCUGGUUCCCUUUUAUCAUUCUUCCCUUUUCAUGGUUUUAAAUAGAAUCACAGGAUGUCCGCAGGAUGAAUCUGCAUUGAGUUUUGAAGUACUUUGAUACAGAUGACUAGAGACUGAAGAUAUAGAUAUCUAGAUAGAUGGAUAAAUGUAUUGGGGUGUGUGUGUACACAUUAAAUGGUUUUGGAAAGUCGUGCAACAUUUUGAUUAUUGAUUUUCUAUGUCCCACCCUCAAUCAUUGGUGUCAAGAAAGACAUGAGCCAUCGAAGUCCUGCAUGUACUGGACAAAAAAAAGGCACAACUCCUCUGUCCAUAGUCAUCCUCCCAAACACGAAAGAAAACAUGUCCUACGAAAGAAAUGUUAUGUAUAUACUGACCAACCUACAAAGCAUUGUACUAUUGCACUGUAUAUUGUAUUUUCAUAUCAUUUAAAAAAAAAAGAUA
Messenger RNA from Gadus chalcogrammus (walleye pollock), 4719 nucleotides. Its product is annotated as transmembrane protein 132C-like. The record is from RefSeq and is a predicted model, not a curated record. Lineage: Eukaryota; Metazoa; Chordata; Actinopteri; Gadiformes; Gadidae. The transcript is spliced from 9 exons. The coding region runs from base 781 to 4044 and encodes 1087 amino acids.